Xenia sp. Carnegie-2017 is the source of this 2181-nucleotide messenger RNA. RefSeq names its product dynein axonemal assembly factor 3-like. Bases 197 to 1591 code for a protein of 464 amino acids. Gene Ontology annotation, biological process: axonemal dynein complex assembly; motile cilium assembly. The record is from RefSeq and is a predicted model, not a curated record. The transcript has 14 exons. Lineage: Eukaryota; Metazoa; Cnidaria; Anthozoa; Malacalcyonacea; Xeniidae.
AACUGUUCAGUUUGCAACCCCGGUGUUCUGCACUUUAAAUAUAUUUUCUAUUAAUUUGAUUAAUAAACAGGGGGGUGUGCAAUAUGUGGAAACGAAGAUGUGGACCUAUUCUUGUUUGGGACAUUUUUGAUAAACUGGUGAAUAUUUUCGAUAAGUUUUGGCCAUUUGGUAUUAAAAUGUAUUGAUGAUUUAAACUAUGGUCGGUCCAUACGGUGCAGUCACUUGGUGGGGCUUCAGCCCAGCUCUGGACCUGCGAGAAGAAUAUCAGAAACUUGGCGAUAGUUCUCGGGAUGAAGGCCAUUUGAACAUCCUUCUGGUCGGCUGUGGAGAUUGCAGACACGUUCUAAAAACCCUUGCAAAAACUUAUAAAUGGAAGAAGGAUUACCAAUUGCAUAUUUAUGUAGUUGAAAGUAAUCUGGAAUUGCUUGCAAGACAUUUGCUACUUCUGGGCAUUGCAAAGGAAUCAAAGGAAAAUCUUGGAUUACAAGAAAAGUGUGAACUUUUUUUGGAGUUGUUUGGAAAUAGUCUUAUUCGACCUCAAACCAGUGAAUAUAUACAAGACAAAGCAACCCAUUUCAUUCGAAUGGUAACAGAUUUGGAGUGUCUCGGACGAGAGUUUCCAUUGAUUGACAUGUCAUUAUUAAAGUUCAAGGAGCGAGACAUGCUCGAAGGAAUUUUCAAGUUUUGGCGGAGUCGAGAUGUUAAACUCUUCGAUAUUACCAAGUGUUGGGACUCAAGGCUACGGAGCCAUUUGGAAGUCAGAUACGAUCACCGAAACAAUGUUUACGACUGGGAUUACAAUAUGGCGCUUCAUAGGAAAGCUCCUAUAAUAAAGUUUCACGAGUACAAGACGUGGCGUGAUCAAGGUGUGGCAUUCGAAAUGCGCGAAGAUGCCUCGUAUGCAGUAGCGAAUCGUACCUUAGCUUCUGGUCUCGUUGUUACUAAGGGAGGGGAGAAGUUUUUAAGUCGUGGUUAUUGGGGCGACAUCAUAAACAGUCCAUUUUUCGCUUUCGGUAUUGAAAGUGACGAAAAGCGUUUGUUCGAAAAGAAAAAUGACGUCCAUGUUAAGAGCGCCCGCGAUGUGUCUGUACACAACGUGACGUCGUUUAUGUUCGAAAUCGCGAAUCAUAAAAAAUACGAGCCUUCAAAGCAGGCUCAUAUAGAGGACGAUGAAGGACAUUCGAGGAUAAAAGAGAUCAUCGAGGAGGUCGAUGAGUUGCAAGUGACAUCGGGAAGCAGCAAGAUAGAAGAUGAUGUUUUGUUGCAUGGCGAUAAUGUGAAAGUGUUCUUCCUGCCGUCGAAUGGCGUUCACGAGUUGCAGAAGAAGAACCGAUUUAAGGAGCUGUUCGAUUUAGUAUAUUUUUCCAACAGUAUGGUGCAUUUUUGUACCCCGGAUACAAGACAUCUUCUUUCCAAGAAUGCGAUGUUGAUCAUCGAGACGACAAAAUACAUGCUCGACCUUAAAGAGGAGCAAAGUCGGGAGUAUUUGAAGAAAGUGUCCUCAAUGGUGGAAAGAGCUGGAUGUCGGCCUCUUCUCCCCUGCGACGACGCGAAGGACGAGUUCGCUUAUUUCAAGCAUACAGGAGAGUAAGAUGUUGCAACUGCAGAGCUAAGUUUUCAAACGUUUAUUUAUUCAUCCAACUUUUAUGUAAUGCGAAGUAGAAAUGUAUGUUCAACCUCGGUCGGGUCGGUUUCUUUGUUGGCACCGUAAUACUGACACCCCCCCGGUAAAGCCAUUUCUAUAUUGUCAAAAGUCUUUUCCUUGAGGUAAGACAGUCUUUACACGGCUUACGAACAUUGGACUUAGAAUGUUUCCAUCUCGCGUAUUUUGAUUUUGUGAUAAAAUCUGAAUGCAAAUGUGCCCUGAAACUUCUGUUUGAAAAAUUUUUUGAAAAAUAAUGGUUAAAGCUUUGAUUCUUUGUGGGUUUUGGAACAGAAGCCUUAUGGCCUUGUUUGUUUUCAUAUUUUAUCACGGUAAUAUCGUAGUUUAAAAGUGAAGGGAAAACGAAUUACGAUCGAGGCAUUUGAUGUAAAAAUAUGACUGAUGAGCUAGCAGAAGACGCUUGAUAAUAGUAUAUCUUGAUCAUAUCGUAUUUUAUUUCAACGCUAUCAAUACUUGUUAGCAAAUUUUAUUUUUCGAAAAUGCGAAAUGAUUGCAUCAAUAAAAAACCCGACAGCGCA